CUUUUUCCUUUUAUAAAGAUUUUUUAAUAAUAAAAUAUAUUAUAAAAAUUAUACACACAACAGGGUGUCUGCAAAGAGUUCUAUGUAAAAUUGUAAAAUACAACUUGACAAGCGAUAUCUUUAUAAUAAUAUGAGAAUAAAAGAACGCGCCAAAAAAAUUUGGAUAAGACAGAUUUUGCGAGAAAAUAGAAAGUUCCAAGUUUUAAUGGUGCCCGUUCCCUCCGAGAAAAUCGAAAGAAAGAAAAGGAGAAGCCUGAGACUGCCCAUGGACCACAUUGACCACGAUUUAGCUGAUACGACGCCAUCUCUACAACGCGAACAUACACUACGAUGCCAAUCGGCCAAUUCCUCGGAUCGCCCGACUAUUGGCACACCUGCUGAAAAAUGCGCGCCAAGCGCACGUACACAAGCUUCAAAUCGUUACCGUCCUGAUUUUCGCACGAUUGACUCAUCCCGUUGCACUGUACCGACGAUAAUUUACGCGAACGCAAUGGAGAUGAGCCGCAAAUACCGAAUUGUAGGUGCGAAUACAAGUACAAAUUGACUCACCGUUCGCCGCUGGCCGCUCCGCCCAGGCGCUUCGUCUCGGCCGCAUCUCUCGAAUGUACAUACGUUGAAGAUCCAAAGUCAUCCUCGCGACGAUUCCGUCUUGAUUUACACUUGGCACGACACUUCGCUUUCGAUACUCCUGGCACUCACGCGCAUCGAAAACUCGAUGAAUACGGGGCAACGGAGAAGACGCGAUUGAACGCGCAACGCGACCUUGCGGCAGCUACACACUCGUUGGAGAUAAACACACCCGCGGAAACGCGACCGAAUCAAUUGUCGUACGACGUACAUACAACACCCGCGAUACUGCGUGAGACGCGUUUAUUUCCGAGAAUAAACAAUCGCCGUGUUGUUGUGUCCUUUCGUUCUCACUUGAUUCCGAAAAACCGACGACGUGUCCAAGACAUACGAACGUCGCUAACUUCAUGCCGACGCCGCGCGAAUACGACGCGAGUCGAAUUUGGUCGAAUCAGGAAGCCGAACUGACGCUAGUGACGCUGCCUAUGCCGGAAAUACACUAGCGACACGCUUGUAACGACAACAGCGAGCACGUAAAUCUCGCGAGAUGGAAACGUAAUUAAACGCACGUUGAAACGUUCCGUGCACUCUGUUAUUAAAAUGACGAUAUUAAUGUAAAAAUAAUUUCCAAAAAUUGUUAAAAAUUGCUUGUUUGUAUAUUACAAUCUAAAUUUCUAUAAAGAUAUGAAUUAUACAAAGAGUAAAAAUAUUAAAGAGUUAUAAGAACUAUUAGAUAAAUUUAAUAUAUGUAUAUAAAAAGUUUUCUAUAAUAUAUAAUUUGGAAUUUUAA
Molecule: messenger RNA, 1357 nt
Organism: Solenopsis invicta (red fire ant)
Lineage: Eukaryota; Metazoa; Arthropoda; Insecta; Hymenoptera; Formicidae
Exons: 2
Coding region: 131-544 (137 amino acids)
Source: RefSeq, a predicted model, not a curated record